CGGCGAUAUUUGUCAGCCAUUGGCAGCCCUGUUCGCUGAACUUGAAUUUAGUUAUUUUCGUGUGCUGUGCGCCGAUAAACCGAAUUGUGGUGAAAUAUCCGUCUCGAACCGUUUUUUGACCGAUACCCGAUUGGAGAAUGGGCAACAGUGCAUCUCAGGGAGUUGCAGCUCCAAGUGUUUCGGCGGCCCACCCGUUGACCACCGCAUCCGCAGCCACCGCAUCCGGCGAGAAGCCCAAGUGCAAGGCAUGUUGCGCCUGCCCGGAGACCAAGCGGGCACGUGACGCCUGCAUUGUGGAGAACGGCGAGGAGAAUUGCUUGGCGCUGAUAGAGGCGCACAAGAAGUGCAUGCGCGAUGCCGGCUUCAAUAUCUAGAUAUACCGACAUAUCCUGGGAUGAGGACACCAGGAUUAUAGGAUAACACUAGUCCUGCACACACACGCCCUGUGCCACACCUCGGAUCCCCAGUCCCUUCAACUGUUUGUUUUUGUUGCAUCUCAAGCUAAUUAUAGAACUAAAUUAAUUGAAAGCCAA
Messenger RNA from Drosophila sechellia, 533 nucleotides. RefSeq names its product Cytochrome c oxidase copper chaperone COX17 (gene Cox17). Lineage: Eukaryota; Metazoa; Arthropoda; Insecta; Diptera; Drosophilidae. The record is from RefSeq and is a predicted model, not a curated record. Gene Ontology annotation, cellular component: mitochondrial intermembrane space. The coding region runs from base 138 to 374 and encodes 78 amino acids. Gene Ontology annotation, molecular function: copper chaperone activity; copper ion binding. The transcript has 3 exons. Gene Ontology annotation, biological process: mitochondrial respiratory chain complex IV assembly.